ACAGAACCUUUGGAGGUAAGGCUGGAAAAAUCCAAAGUUGGAGGAGAGGCAGAGCAUCCUGGGCCCCACCCUUAGGUCUAUAUAAGAGAGAGCAGCUUCAGUCUGAGCAGCACUGACGAGGGAGCCACACCACCCAGCACCAAAACCCAAAGUCCAAUCAAAGGUCUAACUUUGCUGUUCUACCACAAAGAUGUCUUACCUAGCACCUGUGCUUACUAUUGGGGGACAAGGCGGUCGUUCUUUUAGUUUUACCGGGGAAAGCAAUGGGGCCACGCUAAAGAAGCUGUGGGUGUGGGUGGGAGAGUGGCAGGUGAGGGGCAUUAAGGUUUGGCUGACCGAUGGUCAGGUCCAGGAGUUUGGAAAGCCUGAAGGAGGAUUUUCACAGAUGGAAUUUCAGGAUGGGGAGCAGAUUAAAUCGCUCUCGCUGUGGGGCAAUGGUGCAGGAACUCGCCUAGGUGCCAUCAGGAUCAGGACAACAGCAGGACAAGAAUUCUUCCCCAAGAUGACCAAGUGGGAUCUGAAAAAAGAAUACCCCAUUGAUGUUGGGUCUGGGAUUUGUUUGGGAGUUCUAGGAAAGGGUGGGGAUGACAUAGAUAGUCUGGGGUUUGUGUUCAUCAACACCAUCAAGUCAACCGAGCUGAUCGACGUUUACUACCCCACCCUCCACCAGGCGAUCCCUCAGGUGGCCACAGAGGAGAUCAAGGCUGUCACUUACACCAAUAACACCGCCGUGGCUCAGUCCUACACAAUUGAAUCAAGUAAAACCAUCACCAAGAAAUCCUCCUGGUCCGUGUCAAACAAAAUGGAAGCGACCUUCAAAUUUGAGGUCAAGGCAGGGAUACCAGAGGUGGUCGAAGCGACUACUGGCUUCAGCUUCACUGCCAGUACAGAAAGCUCCUACGGUCUAGAGAACACCGAUGAGAGGAAGGAGACGUUCUCCUUCCCGGUCAAUGUUCCUCCCGGGAAGACGGUGGAUGUGAAAGUCACUAUUGGCAGAGCCACUAUGGAUCUCCCUUACAUGGGAAAGGUGAACAUAACCUGCUACAACGGGAAAACCCUCAAGUUCAACACCAGUGGGAUCUACAAAGGCGUCACCUACACCAACGCUAAAACCAUCGUGACACAAAAGUGAAUCCCACCGAUUAGCUUCUCAAGCUAACUUCUUUUCCUCAUUCAGCCAUUUUCUGUCCUCACCUGUACACACUAUAUCAUAACCUUGUAACCACCCAAAGAUGACUCUGUGACAUUUGUGAUAUUUACUGAUUGCCUUAUCCUCCAUCCAUCCAUCCAUCCAUCCAUCUUCCUCCGCUUAUCCGGGACCGGGUCGCGGGGGCAGCAGACUGAGCAGAGAUGCCCAGACUUCCCUCACCCCAGCCACUUCCUCCAGCUCCUCUGGGGGGUUCCCGAGGCGUUCCCAGGCCAGCCGAGAGACGUAGUCUCUCCAGCGUGUCCUGGGUCUUCCCCGGGGCCUCCGCCCAGUGGGACAUGCCCGGAACACCUCUCGAGGGAGGCGUCCAGGGGGCAUCCGGAAUAGAUGCCCGAGCCACCUCAGCUGGCUCCUUUCGAUGUGGAGGAGAAGCGGUUCUACUCCGAGCUCCCCGCGGGUGACCGAGCUUCUCACCCUAUCUCUAAGGGAGCGCCCAGCCACCCUACGGAGGAAGCUCAUUUCAGCCGCUUGUAUUCGGGAUUGUAUUUCCUGUCCUGGGUUUUGUGUGUAGAUCACUGUCACUAGAGACCCAAUGUUCACAGUGUGGUCUACUGUGUCUUCCAUAGUCUUUAGAGCAUAGACCCAUUGGCCCACAACAGGCAAAGUCUUUUUUGGAAGUGUCAUGUAAUCAUUGUUCUAAUCCUUGUACUUAUCUGUGAACUUUAUCUUGGGCAAAGUUUUUGUGAAGCGGACACGUUUCUACUGCUAAGUGCUGUUAUGGAGCUAGCUGCUUUUGCUAUUGUCUGCAAUAAAUCUUUGCUUUUCAAUAAGAAAACAAGUCUGUCUGUCUGGUUGUCUUUGGUUCCCUCUGGAACCAGAGGUCUUGGUGAGCUUUCUUACCAGGCGCUGGACUACAGGUCGGAGUUUCAGAUUGACUGACUCAGAAAGCUCAGCAAUUAAAGCAACACAAACAAUAAAACUACAAGAUUCAA
Messenger RNA from Oryzias latipes (Japanese medaka), 2139 nucleotides. RefSeq names its product aerolysin-like protein. The record is from RefSeq and is a predicted model, not a curated record. Lineage: Eukaryota; Metazoa; Chordata; Actinopteri; Beloniformes; Adrianichthyidae.